UCUGCUGUUAAAUGGACACGGGCGCACACAAACACGCACGCACACACACCCCUCUACUGUUCCACUUUACCCCGCCGUCGAGGACUUGCAGCCUCCGGAGGACCAAGGAACCACAAGCCUGGUGGAAGGAGUCUCGGGGAUCCCCUCUGGACUCGGAGUUUUAUCCCUCACCUCGUCUUUUUGUCAGGAGACGGAGGCCAGCACCCGCGCGUCCACGUGGGCGCCCCAGCGCCGCCGCAGCAGUUGUAGCAAGUUUAGUCAUCCUCCAUUUAUCUGGGGCAACCAAGAAAGGAACGGAAAAGCAAACCUCCUCAGAAACACAGAAGUCAGUGCAGUGUGGAACGUGGACAAAACAUGCAGAGGGAGGUGUUUUUACUUCCCCCAAUUAUCCCAGCAAGUACCCCCCUGACCGGGAGUGUGUCUACAUCAUAGAAGCUGCCCCAAGACAGUGCAUUGAACUUUACUUUGAUGAAAAGUACUCUAUUGAACCGUCUUGGGAGUGCAAAUUUGAUCAUAUUGAAGUUCGAGAUGGACCUUUUGGCUUUUCUCCAAUAAUUGGACGUUUCUGUGGGCAGCAGAAUCCACCUGUAAUAAAAUCCAGUGGAAGAUUUCUGUGGAUUAAAUUUUUUGCGGACGGAGAGCUGGAGUCUAUGGGCUUUUCAGCUCGAUACAAUUUCACACCUGAUCCUGACUUUAAGGACCUUGGAGUUUUGAAACCAUUACCAGCCUGUGAGUUUGAGAUGAGCGGCCCUGAAGGAAUUGUGGAGUCUGUACAAAUCAUGAAGGAAGGCAAAGCUUCUGCGAGCGAGGCCGUGGACUGCAAGUGGUACAUCCGCGCACCUCCGCAAUCCAAGAUCUACUUACGAUUCUUGGACUACGAGAUGCAGAAUUCGAAUGAAUGCAAAAGGAAUUUUGUGGCUGUGUACGAUGGGAGCAGCUCCGUGGAGGAUUUGAAAGCAAAAUUCUGUAGCACGGUGGCCAACGAUGUGAUGUUGAGGACGGGGCUUGGGGUGAUCCGCAUGUGGGCAGACGAGGGCAGUCGGAACAGCCGGUUUCAGAUGCUCUUCACAUCCUUUCAAGAACCUCCCUGUGAAGGCAACACCUUCUUCUGCCAUAGUAAUAUGUGUAUUAAUAACACAUUGGUCUGCAAUGGGCUCCAGAACUGUGUAUAUCCUUGGGAUGAAAACCAUUGUAAAGAGAAGAGGAAAGCCCACCUGCUGGACCAGCUGACCAACACCAGUGGCACCGUCAUCGGCGUCACCUCCUGCGUCGUCAUCAUCCUCAUCAUCAUCUCCGUCAUCGUGCAGAUAAAACAGCCGCGGAAGAAAUACGUCCAGCGGAAGGCCGACUUGGACCACACCGUCUUCCAGGAGGUGUUUGAGCCUCCGCACUACGAGCUGUGCACGCUGCGAGGGUCGGCAGCCGCGGUGGACUUUGCGGAGGUGGGAGACGACCUGGACGGGUACCACAAACUGCGCAGGUCCUCCUCCAAGUGCAUGCACGACCAUCACUGUGGGUCCCAGCUGUCCAGCGCGAAAGGCAGCCGCAGUAACCUCAGCACAAGGGAUGCUCCCCUCCUGGCGGACGCGCCCCCCCAGCCCGUCAAGCCCCUUAUCCCGCCCGUGAGCAGGAGGAACAUCCUGGUGAUGAAACACAGCUACCCGCAGGACGCGGCGGACGCCUGUGACAUCGAUGAGAUCGAGGAGGUGCCCACCACCAGCCACCGGCUGUCCCGGCACGAGAAGGCCGUCCAGCGGUUCUGCCUCAUUGGGUCUCUAAGCAAACAUGAAUCUGAAUACAACACAACUAGGGUCUAAAAAGAAAAUUCAAGAGAAGAACUAUUUGUACAAACAUGGGGACUGUGAAAAGAAAAUUCUGUAAUGAGUUGUGAAAAGUGGACAUAUUUCUAAAUUCAUUCCACUGCCUUUAUCCAAACUUAAGAAUUGCAGACAUUUGUCAUUCCUUCGGCAAGACAUCCCCGCUGCACAAUGAUACGUUCAUUUCGUAAUUUGGUUGCUGGUCACCAAGUGCUCCUUAGUCUAUAAAUACAUUUUGAGAUUUACCGGAAACUUGAAGAAGAAAUUAGUUCCUGAUUAAGACUAUCCCCAAGUUUAUUUUUACUGUCAAUUUCUCUUUUGUUUCUAUGUUGUUUUAUGUCUUUGUUAUAUACUUGUACAUGCGUGAUAUGUGAGAAAACGAUUUUGGAUGAACUUUCUGUUACCUGUACAUUGUUUUCAUUAUAUAGACUGCUUGAGAAUAGUGCGUUGAUGGGUGAUUUUGAACAUGCUACAGUGAAAAGUGAAAAUAUGGACGAUGGAAACACCAGCUAGAGGUUUUAUGGACUAUAAACAUCUAUUGUCAUAUUAUGAGGAAAUGAAGCGAAAAGUGAUGAGUAAAAUUACUAGAUUGCAAUAAGAAAAAUUUUCUCUCUCUUUUUUAUAUAUUUUUUUUCUUUUUUGGUCUUUCCUAUAUACCCUCAAUUUCCUUUUUGUUUUAUAUAAAAGAAAGAUACCGAGUUUCAGAAAUAGUUUUUGAAAUCAGGUAUUUUACCAUGUGGACCCUAUGAUAGAAUUUUUUUUAAGCACUAAGCAAUAUGACUGAAUUGACAGUGUGAGAAAAUAACCUGCAUGUCAGUACUGGAUUUUUUGAGUUGGAGAAAUAUCCUUUUUAUUGGACACAUUGUAAAAAAGCAUGCAUUCUCAAAUACUGAUGUUACUCUUCCAUUUCUUUGUGACAUAUGCUUGCUACUUGUAACUUUUUAUAUGAAGAUACAUAAAAAUGUGUAAUAAUUUCCUAACUUGAGUUAAGAGAAAUGUUUUCUUCUAUUAGAGAGAUAAAAAAACAGAUUUACAUAAAUACACACUUUAUAUAAACUCUUUCCCAACUGUUAGGCUACAGAAGGUCCUUUAAGUACUGAAGUUUACUUCCCUAAAUAUUUGAUUUCUAAAAUUUUGUGGAAUAUGUUCUCCUUUUGAAAUAAGAAAGUCUUUUUUAUGCUUUAAAAUCACAGGCCCUUUAUAACCUAAAUUACACCAUUCUGAAUUAUUUGUAUACUAAGGCACACAUGACACCCCAAAGCUUACUGAUUAUGAUUGUGUUUCAUACAAAUAAAGUAAACUCCUUAACUGCUGUUGAAUUAUAUACUCAAUCUAUGACAUUUAGUUUAAUGAGUGGUUACUUUUUAAAACAUUGGAUGUGUAUUUGCAGAAAAGAAAUUUUAAAAAACAGAACUUCUAUAAGUGUGCUUACCAGCAUUUUCAAAACUGCUGAAUUCUGAAGGUUAAACGAAUUCUUUCCUUCAAAUAACAAAGCAGUCUUAGCUACCACAGUAGAUGUAACUCAAGCAGGCUUUACAAACCAAAUAGGUCAAUUAUUGGAACACAUCCCUGUUAGAAAAUCAGUUUCAUAGACAUUACUAAACAAAUUAAUGGGAAAGUAAAAUUAUUUAACUGAAAAAUUAAAGUAUUACCGUAUGAAUUCUGAGUAUUCUGUGUUUUCAAAAAUGUCAAUCUGCAGAAAUAAUCAUUUCCAUGGAUUUGAUAAAUUGGUAAAUAGGAAAAAAAAAAUGUGUUCUUUUUUCCUGCACUUGUAAUUUGAACUUGAUAAAGAAAGCUAUUUUUUUCAAUAUUCUGCUAUAUAUUUUUAUAUAUGUUACUUGUGUUAAAAUUCACCCUUUUUGUUUGACUUGACUGGUUUAUUACCGUGCUUACUUUUAUGCCCUCUAUUUCAAAAUGUGUCCUGCCAGAGAUUAUUUUAUAAGUGAGCCGUAUUUGAUAUCGUUUUCUCUCUUUGGAAAUCUGCACAAGGCCCUUUAGACUUUGAAUGAAUAAUCUCAGAAAAUAUCAUAUACAGGUCAAGAAUUCUUAUUUAUAACAGCACAAAAGAUAAGACAAUCAAUGAGUUGUGAGGCAUUUACAAUUCACUUGUCUUGUAGCUGUCCACAGGACUUUGUCCCCUACAGUUCUUCGUAAAUAUUCAGAAUACCUCUGAGCUGCUGGCUCUUUGCUUAGAAGGUAUUUGCACCAAAAUCUAUCAAUGAAAACUUUUUCUUUCUUUUUUCUUUUUUUUAACAUCAAACUAAAUGAUGUAAUGAUAAAAUUGGGUAUCUAACGAUAUAUUCAAUACACAUGGCUCCAGAGGUUGUGUGUGUGUGUGUGUAUACACACACACACACACACACACACACACAUAUGAUGUUCAAAUGCUUGGCCUCCUCAGCAGUAAUACUGAAAAUAUUUAGCAUAUGGCACUAGGCACUGACUCAUCAGGAAGGAAGAUAUUGUUAGUUCUUGGGCAGGAUGCUGGGGCUCCUUUAUUGUCCCCAGUAAUAGGUCUAAAUGCUGGAUCUUAGAAGUGAGGGGCUCCAGGGGACUUGGGAGACAUUCUUUGAAGGACCCUGGAGGUGGCUAUUUAAAAGUCAGUAUUGAAAUCUAACAGAAUAUUAAAAACUCACAUUUACUGACUCCAACAGUCCCUGUCAUCUUAAUAUCAAUCUUGGGCCUACAUUCAAGGGGGGGAACACAUAUAGGUAAGGGAUGAGCUGUUUCAAGACUUUUAAAUCCAUUUAUUUUAAUAAAUAAUUCUGAUUUGAAAAAGUGAAUUCAAAUAUUAUUAAUGGAAGUGCUUUGUAAAUUCAAUGAAGUGUCUUUGAGUCAUGUGAUAAGUUAACUCAGUAUGUUAAUUUGAUAACAGCUAUUUAUUUUCAUGUUAAUAAUUAUGUUUGAAUUCACUUUUCAAAAUCUUGGAGGCCUAUCAUAAUAUGUGCAACACCUUUUAAGCCCUGAGUUAAGUUGUUUCCUUCUCUCCAAGUGCACCUUUAGCUUUCCAGCUCCAGGUUGGUGUGCUGAUGUGCAAAGGAGAUCGUUUUGUACCUGCUUUCACACACAUGCCAUUUUCAUGCCUCAAAUUGCAAAAUAGACAUAUGUGAUAUUUAAUUUGCCAUAAUUAACUUCUGUUUGAUUAGAUAAUUACAAUGUAACUAUAAAUAUAAUUGGAGAUUACUGUCUUUGGGCUUUUGAAGGAGCAUUUAAAGGAGAAUUUAAACGAGAUAUUGUGGAGAUGCUGGCUUUUCUGUCUCACAUACACUUUUUUUCUGUUAAAAAUAUUUCAGUGGUCUCACUGACACCAUAAACUAUAAUCAUGUGCUAAAUAAGGUUAGGUUGUUAACAUGACUUCAAUAUACACUUAAGCUAUUGCAUCCACUUUUUCUAUACUUUUCCCCUAGGAAUUUGAGUUUUCCUCAAAAUUGAUACAUUUAAAAAAUUUUCAUGAAUGGAUUUUCCUUGACCUCAGAAUAUCAUAACAAAUUCUAAAAAUAUGAUACUGAUUUCCUGUUAUUUUUAUUAAAUAGUGGAAAGUAACCUACUGAUGUUUUGGAGAUGAAACAAUUAAUAGCUUUUAUCUUGUAUAGGAAGUUUAUAAAUUUUGGUGAUGAAAAUGAGUCCUGUCAGAUUCCAACUCUGGAGGAAGGUUAAAUAAGUAAAAUCUUUUCAAUUCUCUGUCUCCUAAAUGUUUAUGAUUGGAAAAGUGAGUUUAAACUGUGUCUUACUUCACUGAAGCAACUUAAUUCCCGUGUUGUGUUAAUCUGAACAUCUUUUCCUUUGCUCAUUUUUAUCUAUCGCAGUGAUGGCACAAGGGAUCCAGCAAAUAAAUAUUUGUUAAAUCAAUAAAGGAAUCAAAGAAA
Choloepus didactylus (southern two-toed sloth) is the source of this 5683-nucleotide messenger RNA. It is a transcript of the gene NETO1, whose product is annotated as neuropilin and tolloid like 1. NCBI's taxonomy places the organism in Eukaryota, Metazoa, Chordata, Mammalia, Pilosa, Megalonychidae. The record is from RefSeq and is a predicted model, not a curated record. Gene Ontology annotation, molecular function: protein binding.